Messenger RNA from Acromyrmex echinatior (Panamanian leafcutter ant), 1296 nucleotides. RefSeq names its product GATA zinc finger domain-containing protein 1. Gene Ontology annotation, biological process: regulation of DNA-templated transcription; chromatin organization. Lineage: Eukaryota; Metazoa; Arthropoda; Insecta; Hymenoptera; Formicidae. The record is from RefSeq and is a predicted model, not a curated record. Gene Ontology annotation, molecular function: zinc ion binding; sequence-specific DNA binding. Gene Ontology annotation, cellular component: nucleus.
UGAAACAGUUACAGAAUCGUGCCCCUGGUAUCACUCUAUCCUUGUUAUUUACCGAACGUUUCACAAGGAUGACAUGACACCUGAAGAACACUCGGGUGGGAAUCUGAACACGAGCUAAGAUAAGAUCUGCGGAACACUCAAGCGGGAAUCUGAACACACCUCUAGCGAAACGCGUGCGUCGAAUGACCGGUACUGAAGUAAAAAUACGUGACACAACACAGUAAAGUAAACGCGUGUUAACGCGCAUGUAAACACGACAUGACAGCUGAAAUCAGCGAUCAGAAAAUUAGACGAGAUAAACAAUCGCUAGAGGAAAAUUCAUUGUUUAUGUCGAACUCUCUGAGGCCGACCUGAGAGAAAUCCGAUGCCGCUCGGCAGCAAACCAAAAUGUGUCAAAUGCGGGACACAUGAGACCCCUCUGUGGCACUCGACUGACGCUGGGAAUUUGUGCAAUGCUUGUUUGGAGGAUGAACGGAAUGCUGAGGCGAGCACGUCUUCCAAAACGGACGAAGAGGAUAAAAGCGGCUCGCUGAAGCCUAGAAGGAGCACGCGGAUCACGAGAUAUUGUAACACGAAAACGAUAGGACCACACAGAAUUGUGCCCAAGGGUAAAGGUCGCAGGAAUCUGUUUAAGAAAACGCCAGUCAAGGCACCUACAGCUACUGCGACUCCAACUACCAGCAACUUUGUAUUUUACAAGGGCACAUAUUUUCAAGUCGGAGAUGUAGUCUCUCUGCAAGACGUAGAUGGUGGUAUUUAUUAUGCUCAGAUACGUGGUUUGUUAACGGACCAGUAUUGCGAAAAGAGCGCUGCCAUUACCUGGUUAUUGCCCACCACAGCGAGUCCUCCACCGGAAGAAGGUUUCAUUCCCGAGACAUAUUUAAUUGGACCAGACGAAGAUUUACCUCGUAAAUUAGAGUGUAUGGAAUUUGUAAUGCACGCUCCAUCGGAUUAUUUCAAGUUAAAAAACAGUCCCUAUCCACCUCCUCUCACAGAGAAAGGAGCGGGCUUCAUAUGGACGACUCUUAGAAAUGAAUUGGCCAUAUCUAAAAAUGAAUAACAUGUAUUUCUUACAUGUAAUGGAACGUGGAGCUAGACUACCAGACAAUCGAAAAGUUGCCAAUACUAUAGCUGAAUUCGUAGAUCUGAUAUCGUUUUAAUAUCUCUUAUUAUAUAUAAAAAAUUUAAGAAACAUUCUCUCAUCUUGCUCGAUUUCUUUUCUUGUUUAGAAACUCCUCGAAAUUAGUUUCUCUCAUAGUUCGUAUUUUCUUACCGGAAGAACCGUGACUCAAAAAA